AUGUGUUUACCACUUGCCAUUGCGUCGUUGGCUCCUCAGUCCAGCGUCAUGGUCUUAUGCUCCACGAGUGACGAGGAGCAACUUCAAGUUCAAUUAAACUACUACAGCAUGGGGUAUAAAAGACCUCGACGCAAGCUUAGUGAUACCAUUGUCUCAAGCUACAUACACCUCGACACAAUGCAGUUCAAACAAUCUCUCCAAAGCCUCCUCGCUCUCGCUCUUGCUGCGAUCCUCCUCACUGAGGCGCACCCAGUCGAUUCGACCAUCGAGGAGAGGCAAAUCCAACCCCAACAACUCCCGCCCCUCCCGCCCCUCCCAGUUCUCCCAGAGUUCCCCGCGUGGCCCGCAUGGCCCGCCUUCCCGGCGUUCGCGGCAUUCCCAGCAUUCGAGGCAUUCACAUAG
Molecule: messenger RNA, 402 nt
Organism: Cyclocybe aegerita
Lineage: Eukaryota; Fungi; Basidiomycota; Agaricomycetes; Agaricales; Hemipholiotaceae
Source: the annotation of a GenBank genome assembly